CUCGGGCUGCGAGCGGGCCGCUGCUCCCCCGGGAGCCGGCGGCCCAGGGGCGGAGCGGGGCUGCCGGCGGGGCGGGUACUGGCGGCCCCAGCGCCGCUCCGCCCCCGCGGCCGCCCCGCCGCGCCCCGAGCGCCUCACGACGGCGGGGAUGGCGACGAGGGAGGAGGAGGAGGACGAGGCGGAGCUGAACCUGCUGGAGUGCCGGGUGUGUUUCGAGCGUUACGGUCCCGGCGGGCAGCGGCGGCCGCGGAACCUGCCUUGCGGGCACGUCCUGUGUCGGGGCUGCGUGGGGGCCUUGGGAGGCCCGGAGAGCCGGCGGCUGGAGUGUCCCUUCUGCCGGCGGGCCUGCGGCUCCGCCGAGACGAGCGACUGCCUGCCGCUGCUGCAGCUGCUGGAGGUGCUGGGCCCCGCCGGCGGCGGCCUCCCCUCGGCCCGGCGGAGGAGCGGCGGCGGGGCGGGCGGGCCGGCCCCCGCGGGCCUGGGGCUGCGGCUGGCCCUGGGGGGCUGGGGGUCGCUGGUCAACCCCAGCGGGGUGGCGGCCUGCCGGAGGUCCGGGCGGCUGGCCGUGGCGCACGACGGCAAGAAGAGGAUCCACGUCUUCGGGCCCGGCGGAUCCUGCCUGCAGCGGUUCGGGGAGCGGGGGGACGCGGGCAACGAUAUCAAGUACCCGCUCGAUGUGACCGUCACCUCGGACGGGCACGUGGUGGUCACCGAUGGCGGGGACCGCUCCGUGAAGGCCUUUGAUUUUGAGGGAAGGGGGGUCCUGGCCAUCCGGGAAGGUUUCUGUCUGCCCUGGGGCUUGGAUGCCACCCCCGAGAGCGAAGUAAUCCUGACCGACUCGGAGGCAGGCGCUCUGUACCGCCUGACGGCCGACUUCACGAAGGGGAAAUUAAAGAAGUGUCAGAUGAUCCGGUCUCGGCUCGUCAGCCCGAGAGGGGUUGCGGUCUCCCAGACCUCGGGUGCUAUCGUGGUAAUAGAGCACCUGAAAGCUCAAGGACCGAACAACGGCAGCACCCGGGUGAAGAUAUUCAGUGCAGAGAUGGACCUCCUUGGCCAGAUGGAUAGCUUCGGUCUGAACCUCGUUUUCCCCUCCAAAAUAUAUACUACGGCCGUGGCCUUUGACAAAGAAGGACGCGUGAUAGUGACGGAUGUCUGUAGCCAGGCCGUGAUAUGCUUAGGGAAACCUGGGGAGUUUCCCAUCUUUAACCCUCUAAUUAGCCAUGGGCUUUCUUAUCCUGUGGGACUGGCUUACACGGCAAACAAUUCCCUCGUUGUCUUAGACAGCGGUGAUCAUUCAGUAAAAAUAUAUAGCUCCACCUGAACGGGUUUAGAUGCUUACUGCUAUAGGUUCAAGCUGCUUUUGGCCGUAAAGCAAAGUUCUGGUCUAGUAGGCGUGUAGGGAGGAGGCGUUUUCUGGGUAGUGCUUUUAAGUGAAAUGGCCCUCUGUGACCAACAUGCUGGUGCUUCCUGUAAAACUCACAUCGAGUCUCUUGCCUAUCCACUGGAGGAGGCCUGGCCAUUGCAGGCCAUAGUCAACGACGAAUCAACGAAACAAAUAAUUUGGCAUUUUAAAAUUAAACUUCCAUACCUUGACAGGUACCGGGAGAGAAAGUGAUGGAUCAUUUGUUUACAUUUCCCAGCACUUAGUGUUCAUUAUUCUUCCUUAAGCGUAGCCACACUCAGGAAAGUGACAGAGUGGUUUCUGUUUCCAGGAUUUCUGCACAAGAAAGGAGACUGGCUUGACGAAAUGAUAGGAGAAGUGGAAGCUUCAGUUCAGAUCCAGCUGAGACCGUUGUGAUGGAGGAGCUACCACCGAUUAGUGAGUUAUGUGAAGUGAAUUGGUGCUCCAAGCCUGUUUUUUCCAUACCGGGGAAGCUCACUUCUGGCAUCGCUCUCCUCUGUUCUAAUUUAUUCCUAUCUUUAUUAGAGUUGUACUGGAGCACUUGGUCUUCGUGUAUAAUAUGCGAGCCUGUGUCUUUACCAAGAGAUAAUUUGGUGUGUGGUUACCAGAGUGAGUAGCUUUUCCCUAAAAGCCCAUUGAAGUCUUUCUGUUCAGACCUCAAAUAUAAAGUUGAGUCGGCUGUGCUGCUAACACAGCUACGCUUGCAAGGUUUCCAAUACUGUCUGCCUCUGUCUUGCCAUUAAUAUGGUAUUCUCACGCUCCAAACUCCACGAUUCAGCCGAAAACUGAAGUGUUGGUGAGAAAAAAGGGGGACGUAAGCCUCUUUUUUUCCCCCCCCCCCCCUUGCUUCCAAAUUAGGUUUUGUUGAUUGUGAAUAUGCAGCAGGUUUACUCCAGUUUAUAUGUCCUUGAAAACAGUUUCACUGUGGACCUGAGUUCUGUUGCCUUACUGCACAGUGGAAAUUAAGGUAUAUCUGAAUGCCUUUGACAAGGAUUUAACACCCACUAGAAGCCACUGCUUCGUUUUUUAGGCAUUUACCUGCUGCUAAAAUAAUUACUUAGGCGGUUCAGCAUUAGAAGGAAGUUAGAUAUACACAUAAAUGCUGUCUGAGGUAGAGACAAGUAGGUUAAAAUGGCAUAAAACUUCUGGGGUCGUUUAUGUAGUCACUGAAAUAAUGAAUAUUAACUAGCAGUUUGAAAUUCACAGGUGGUCUUCCUAUCGGUAAAUUUAAAAUCUGGCUUUUGGUCUGACUUUAGGGCAUUUAAUAACUGCAUGUAUUGCUGCACCAGUGAUUUACCAAAUAGUUACUUUGAACUGGAGCAGUUUUAGCCCUCUCAUUCAGACAAUGUGUUAAUCUGUCUUAUGUUAACAUUUAUAUAAACAAGAUAAAUUAUUAAAUACAGCUAUUUGUAAAGGUGAAUUGAACAGUGACCUGCCAAUAAAGUGUGAUAUGCUUACUCCUGUAUUGAAUAAUUUAGUGAAAAACUCCUCAUAUGUUUUUAUUAUGGGCUUCUCUGUUGCAGUUGAGUUUCUCUAUUGCAGUUGCCCUGUAGAUGGUUUCUUUUUUUCAGUUGGAGAUAUCCUGCUAAAGUUGUUGUAGGGUCAUUUUUUGUUAUUGAAAAAUAUGUGGACCUGCACAUUUGGUCUU
Molecule: messenger RNA, 3050 nt
Organism: Phalacrocorax carbo (great cormorant)
Lineage: Eukaryota; Metazoa; Chordata; Aves; Suliformes; Phalacrocoracidae
Source: RefSeq, a predicted model, not a curated record